Magallana angulata is the source of this 1170-nucleotide messenger RNA. RefSeq lists its product as uncharacterized. The record is from RefSeq and is a predicted model, not a curated record. Bases 99 to 686 code for a protein of 195 amino acids. NCBI's taxonomy places the organism in Eukaryota, Metazoa, Mollusca, Bivalvia, Ostreida, Ostreidae. The transcript is spliced from 3 exons.
GAGGGUCGUAAUGCAUGGUUGAGCAUAACUGGGUUUGAAACAAAACUUUGACAUACAUAUCCAUAACCCUUGAUACAACAUUUACUCAGAUCGGGAAGAUGACGUUGGGCAACAUAUUCCUAAAAAGUUUGAUUUUUAUUCAGUCAGUGAAUGCAGGACUGGGUCUGUCGUGUGUAAAAUGCACGUAUCUCAGCAACGUGGAUCUCACCCAGAUCACUGAUGCUACCACCCUGGCAGUGAUUAAUGGCGUGAUAUCGUCGUCGUACUCUGCAGCGUCUUGUGACACAGCCACCCUGGGAAGCAGCGCUACCCAGGUGUCGGAUGCCACCUGCCUGGAGCCCUCGGACACCGUCCGUACUGGUUGUUUGAAUAUAACCGGAUCUUUGGUAUUUACAGAGCUAGUUGGAUUACCAGGUGUCAAUGUAACAGGGAAUGUUGUCCACAGAGAUUGUGCAAAUCAGACGACAUUCAGCAGCGGAUGUAUCAGUAAAACACAGGGGAAUUGGUCAGACUUGCCUUGGUAUCAGUCGUUUUCUCUCUUGCAUCCCUUGGUAUCUGCUGGAGAAUUCACCGGUGAGGUCUGCCUCUCAGACGUCCAGGGAGGAAACAAAGCGCCAAUAACAGAAACUCUGGGACCACUGAUGAUUGCAUUUUGUAUUUGUGUUGCACAUUAUCUCAUUUUUUAGCGUCUUGUAGCUAGCUUUUUGCAAAACUCCGUACGUUUUGUCAUUUUGGCCGCGUUUUUUCAACCUAGCAAGAUGUUUGUAGAUUGGAUGCUUCAAAAGAGAAAUCUUUUCUAAUAAAAUAUUAUGUUGUAGUUUUGUAUAUAAAAUAAUAAAGAUAAAUGUGCUGCAUAAAUAUCUUGAAAUAGGUAAGAUUAUUAUUCGGUAACUGAAUGAAACCAUUGAGUGUCUUAGUCAUAGGAAGAAUUACUGUAAAUUCCUAAUUAAACGCGGGGAAUUAAUAUCCGCGUAAAAUCGCGAGAAGCAUCCUUCGCGGAUUUUAAAAUCUCGCCAUUAUUUUCUGAGAGUUGAAAACUAUGAGAAAUAAGGAGAAAAGUUCCACGUUCGCGAUUUUAAAUUCUCGCGAUUUGACACAAACCAGCGGGGUCGCGGAAUUAAGUACUCGCGUAAUAUAAGGAAUUUACAGUAAUUGAGAAUUAAUGGGAAA